CCGCCCAUCAACGCGCAUCGGGCCGCCGUUCGCGGCCGUCUCCUCGCACCUCGCUCAUCUUCUGCCGCAUCAGCGCAGCGCUCACCACCAGCACAUCGCACAGCUCGCAUCUCUUCACCAUGUCUGCGCAGCGACGAGCAGCGGAAUGCACGCUGCGCGCGUCGAGCCAAGUCGGGCAGGCCGACGAUGGACGCUUGCGAAGGGUCGCGCGCAUCGCGUCGCGGUGGAGUAGCAGCGUCGAGGCACGGGAGCAGUGUUGCGCGUCCAUCGCGCACGGGCCUGCGUCUCGCCCCCGCACCCUCCAAAUUUGGGUGUGGGGCACAGGAGCAGUGUGCGUGCAAAUGAAGCGGCGCGAUCAGAGAGGCGAGGCGGAUGCGCUGUGACGCGGGCGUGCGUUGAGUGCCUCCUCGAGAGGGCAAGAGGCACGCAGGCGGCCAAGCCACUCGCCCCGUCGCUUGCCUCGUCCGCAGACAGAUGCGGCAGAGAGGCGCAAAGCCUCGGCUCCGGCUCAGCU
Molecule: messenger RNA, 514 nt
Organism: Tilletiopsis washingtonensis
Lineage: Eukaryota; Fungi; Basidiomycota; Exobasidiomycetes; Entylomatales
Exons: 1
Coding region: 120-383 (87 amino acids)
Source: RefSeq, a predicted model, not a curated record